Molecule: messenger RNA, 1662 nt
Organism: Trichoderma citrinoviride
Lineage: Eukaryota; Fungi; Ascomycota; Sordariomycetes; Hypocreales; Hypocreaceae
Exons: 3
Coding region: 1-1662 (553 amino acids)
Source: RefSeq, a predicted model, not a curated record
AUGUCUCGCAACAUUCGUCAAAAGUACCCCGCAGCUGCGGCCAAAGCCCAGAAGCGUCGGCGUGGCUCGGACACAUCAUCAUCUCUUGAUCUCUCCGACGAGGAGGGCUACUCGGCCGUCGAGGACAUCAGUGACUCCGAGGACAACGAUGAGGAGGAUGUAAUUGCGGUCGAGGAGGAAAUGAUACUCACAGAGGGCUUACCCAAUGCCUCUGGCGCUCCUCGACCGCUGUCGGAUGACGACGCCGAAGAAGAAGACGCUGGCAACGAUAACGACGACGACGAUGACGAUGAGGACGACGACGAUGUCGAAGAGGAGGCUGAGGAUGAAGAUGACGGGGAUGCUGACAAUACCAGCUGGGCCGGCAUCUUGUCAGAAGUGGACGACGAGCACGACUUCUAUCACGAUCCCAACGCCUUCGCUUCGGACCCCGUCGUAGAGCGCCAUGUUCGCUUCGACGUGCCGGACAGCGACUCUGAUUCCACGGAAACAGAAGACGACCAUGCCGAUCUAUUCCCCGACAUUUUCGUCUCGCAAAAUGCCCUCGAUCCUGCCUUCCGCAAGGAGAUUGAACAUGACCCUGAUGAGUCCUCCGGCUCCAACUCCUUCUGGGACUACCACGGCCAUUACGAGGAAGAAGAGGAAGAGGACUCAGACUCUGAAGCCGAGGAAGAGCCUUUGGAGCUUGAUGGUUAUGAGUCUGAUGGCGACACAACUGACGAAGAAGACAUUCCCGAGCCCAUCAUCCGCAAGAGGAGUCGGCGCCAGUCUAACGCAAUGAGCGACGACGAGGCAUCGAAUUCCGAGGCAGACUCGCCCGUCAAGCCAGAGCGUGGCCAGCCUCGCGUGGGCCGCUUCAACCUUGACCGGUCGGACAAGAAGCCCAUCGCUGUGCUCAACCCACUGACGCGCAAGAUGAUGAUCUUCACGCCCACUCGACGGCACCAGCUCGACCUGUCCCCUGAGCAAUUCAACUUUCCCUGGGCGAUUGAGGCUGAGCAUUCGCCUUCGCUGCUCAGCAACUCAGCCAACAUGAUGCUCAGCGCCAUGUUCUCUUCCAACACCUUUGGUGACUUUGUCAAUGCACAGGCGAUGGGCCCCGCGGAGGCAUUCUUCCCCUUCCCAUCCGAGGCUAACGCCGACGAUAGCUCAACCGCCCAUAGCAUGGAGGAGGAAGAGGAGGAGGACGAUGAAGAAAAGCUCAACAUCAAUGACUUCAUCACGUUUGGUGAGGGCGACGAUGAUGAGUCGUCUGGCGACGAAGGAAACGACAACAAAUGGCGUGCGUCACCCAAUCGCCCGACCACUGCCUCGAGCGACAUGGGAGAAGUCCUGUCGCAUCUGAACCCAAACACUGUCGGCGCCUUCCGCCGCAAUCAAAUCAACCAGCAGCUGAUUCUGAGCAACCAAGCGACCCAAGACUCCCUGGCCUUUAGCGGGCCGUACAACUACACUGCCCUUAGGGGCUUGAAGUCGGAUCGCUUCGACACGGCAGCUAUUCCUUUGACUCCAGCCCGGCGGCAUAAGAAGCAGCUGAGCGAUAUGGCCCGCGGCCCUGUCAACGCCUUGUCUGCAAAGCGCAAGGCUACGAGCGAGGCUAGCGGAAGCAGCCACAAAAAGCAUCGAAGUAUCUCUUCCGAAGUCAACGCCCUAGGGCUAUGA